AAGAGCCAUGAACAAGGAUCUUCUAGAAAGGCGCCAUCAGCUGAAGAUGCUCUCAAAUGCUACAAUUGUGGAAAGGCUGGACAUGUCAUCAAAGACUGUCGCCUCCCAAAGAAGAAAGAUGCUAAUUUCUACAAGCAGAAGAUGCUGUGGAAUAAGCAGAAAAUGCUGAUGGUGCAGAAAGAAGAAGAAACUUCUGCAAUGAUUGCUGAGAAUGAGAACUGGGCAGAAGAUUCUUCUGAUGAGGAGGAGGAAGAAGAAAACUAUGCCCUGAUGGCGCGAGUGGAGGAAGAUGAAAGAAAGGGUGAUGCCCUGAUGCUCAACAAGCUCUGAAAUGAAGUGAAGAAGGAAGGAGAAGAGAAGAAUGAGUGGAGGAAAAAGAGGAAGGAAAUCGCAGAAGGCAAAAAGAAAGUUUUUGAGAAUAGUGCCAGUCCUAGAUCUAGUUCUAUUUUUUACUCUAAAGUUAAUUGUAAUUCUGUCUCUUCAAAACAAACUUCUAGUAGUUCAGUCUUGAGUCCCAAGCUGAAUAUUUCUGAGACAUCUUCUAGACAUCGUUCUAUUCAUAAUACAAGUAUUGC
This is a messenger RNA of Cuscuta europaea, 575 nucleotides long. NCBI's taxonomy places the organism in Eukaryota, Viridiplantae, Streptophyta, Magnoliopsida, Solanales, Convolvulaceae. The record is from the annotation of a GenBank genome assembly.